Anopheles maculipalpis is the source of this 537-nucleotide messenger RNA. RefSeq lists its product as uncharacterized. The record is from RefSeq and is a predicted model, not a curated record. Gene Ontology annotation, molecular function: odorant binding. Lineage: Eukaryota; Metazoa; Arthropoda; Insecta; Diptera; Culicidae. Bases 1 to 537 code for a protein of 178 amino acids. The transcript has 5 exons.
AUGAGUUCGAUGAAGGGUACAGUGCUUCUUUAUGCCCUGCUUGCUGGCAGUUUGUGGCUCGUUGCGGCCGAUCCGGACUGUGAGAAUUUAAGGGAAAGGCGUGAUGAAAUGAGCAGGUGCUGUGAGGUCGAAAAAAUCAUCCCACUAACUGAUGCUGGUGAUUGUGCACCCGCCGCAGAUGAUGCCUCCGAACCGCAUGAGAAGUCGAUGUGUAUGCUCGAGUGUAAGCUAACGUCACUGGGCGUGAUGAACGGUGACGAGAUCGUGCAGGAAAAAGCAUUCGAGUAUGCUGAUCGUGUCCAAGACGAUUGGAAAGAUACGGCGAAGAGAGUCGUCAGCACGUGUGUGGAAACGGCAAAGGCGGUAAAAAAUAAGAUGGCGGAGCAGGGGCGCCCUAUGAAAUGUUCACCUGUUGGUGGAUUUUUCGCCAUGUGCCUCAUGAAAGAAACCUUCUUCCAGUGUCCGCCAGACAAGUGGCAGAAUACAUCUUUCUGCAACAAAGUCAAGAACGGUGAAUGUUACCCAAAACGUGAUUAA